Messenger RNA from Zootermopsis nevadensis, 3961 nucleotides. RefSeq names its product cuticle protein 7-like. The record is from RefSeq and is a predicted model, not a curated record. Gene Ontology annotation, cellular component: extracellular matrix. Lineage: Eukaryota; Metazoa; Arthropoda; Insecta; Blattodea; Termopsidae.
AGUUUGAGGAGUAUUUGAUAUACAUGGCGGUUUGGGAGUUGGUUCUUUUCCUGUCUUCACUAGAGAGACAUAAUAUACUAACAAGAUUUAAUUAUUUUAUUACAUUGGUAUAAUAAAUCAACCAUUCAGGAAACCAUGUGCUUGGUAUGGCAUUCCAAUGUGAAAGUCAAGAGUGUUCACCUCACAGAUUAGUUACAUGAUUUUACAGCGUCAUUUGAUAUCUAUGAAAUGUAGAAAAUGUCCUUUCAAUAGUUUUACGUAACAUCUGUGAAACCUGGCUUAUUAAAACUUUCGGUUUCGUCAUAUAGUGAAAUUUGUAAUAAUAGUAAUGGUUAGAAAUGUAAAGGUACUACUCAGCAAAAGAGAAAACAACAAUAAAUGUUUUCUGUUUUGAGUGACUUACGCGGUUUCACGGAUUUUCGGAAUUUUAACAAGAGAGCGAACUGCGGAACACAACUGCACAGAACACGUUGCUGUGCGUGUUGUGGUUAAGUAAAAAUACACGACAAGUAUAUUUGGCUGUGGCUUUCAGUUGAUGUAACUAAUCAUCCGGUAAGUUAUGAAAAUUUCAUGCAUUUUAGGAACAGGAGAAAAAUUCAUUCUCACAUAACUCCAAACUCUUAGAUAACAAAUCACUCUGGGCCUCGUUUAUAUAUAACUUCCUUCUAAGGAUGUGCUGGUGUUAGUUGGUGAACCUGUUUCUCUUGCAAAGGACGCAAAAGAUGGCUUCUCUUGUCCAGGUGUUGGCUGUACUGACACUGUACUGGUGCGGUGCAUCAGGACAAUAUGGCUACAGCUACAGCUCUUUUACUGGACCUGUAUCCGGGGAGAUACGCGAAGUCCCAGUUGCAAACCAUUACAACGGCCAUCCCCACGCAGCAUCGACGCACCACCAUCCUUCCUACAACGCAAAAGUCGAUUACGUGGCUAAACCAGACUACACCUUCUCUUAUGGCGUUGAGGAUCCGCUAACCGGCAACUCUCAGAACCACAAGGAAACUCGUGACGGAGACGUAGUAAAGGGCCAAUACACGGUCCUGGACCCUGACGGCACCACUCGCACAGUCACCUACACUGCUGACCCACAAAACGGGUUCCAAGCCACAGUGCACCUUUCAGCAGCACCUUCCAACAACGCUCAUCAUCAGACGCCCGCACCGCGCGGCCACUACAGCGACUAUUAUAAACAGUAAGGAAGGACGGACAAUAGUAGGCUAUAUCCCCAAUGUCUAAAAAUAGGUAUAAAGUUUGGUCGUGGGGGGCGGCGCUUGGCUGACAUUUGAAAUCAAGUUUCAGAAGAAUUAUAUGUUCCUAAAAUGGCGUGUUUGCAUAGGUGGACGUCGAUAUUAGUGUUCUUCACUAAUAUGUACUUCGUCACAAUGUGUAUGAUUUACUAUCUACAUUCAGUUACGAAGGAUAUUUAUACGUGGUCCAAGCUUUGUUUAGCUAAUGCUUUCUAGGUGCCACAAAUCAAACCCACACCUUGAAGAACAGGGAGAGAAUUCACUAUUUAUAAGAACAAAUAUGAGAGAAGUUUCCUCCGCGGCAAUUAAUUCGUCCCUAUAUUUCUGAGGACGAGCAUGAGAAAAAUAUAUCAAUGGUAUGAAUUCAACAUUUUACAUGGACGAAUAUGAGGCAAUUUACCCACCGCAGAAGUGGAUUAAGUUUUGCAUAUCUAAGGACGAAUAUGAGAUAACUUAUUUCUGCUGAGGGGUAUUCAGAAUUGAAUUUGUAAGGACGAGCACAUGACAGCUUCCAUUAGACAGUCUUGUCGAUUGUAAAUUUUAAAGCGUUAAAUGAAUAUCUGCUGUUUCUUUUAUGAUAAUGGUAAUGGUUGUACAUUAUCUACAAUGAAGUGGUUUAUUAAUAAUAUAAUGAUAGAGGUCUCGGUUCGGUAAGAUGAAACAUUCAAUGUCACAAGACCAUAGACCAUAUUUCAGGACAUGAAUUAACAUCUUUCAUAUCCUUAGAAACAGAUAAUAUUCUGUGACGUUGAACUGAACCAUUUUCUCGAAAGUAUCUUCCACUAAUACCAGAAAAGAGAAACAACAUUUUAUUUUAACACUCUUGUAAAGUGACACGAUGGAGGAAAAUUUUAAUUAAAUUAAGUCUCCUAAGGCAUAUCAGCCAAAUAAAAUUGGAGAUGUAACUCGACGUUUCGGAGAAUGUCUCUGUAUGUAUCAUGAGGGGUGAUGCAAUAAGUUCCAAGUCCCGUUAUGACUGGCGGUAAAUUUUUGGUUUCAAACCGCAUUUUGGGAUCAGGACCAGAUUUUAUGUAAUGAGUUGUUCCACUGUGUUCUUAUCCACACCCGUGGCUUGCUUUCACAGCUCUGUAUCCUUAUCCGCAAGCGCGCCAAUAAGAACAGAGUCAGAAUCAGACGUUGUUUCACAACUUCAUUAACACACGGCUGAUCGCCCGAGACUUCAUCGCAUUCAAUCACCGUGACAACUUCAAUCUUAGGAAAUUUAAUUCACAUUUGGCAACAAAAUUAUUUGCUAAUCUCAGUGUGAAAACUGCCACAUAAACAAGAGACAGUGUAGAACAUUUAUAAUCCUCUUAAUAAAUUUUAAGCCUGUGCUGCGUCUUAAAUUGGAACAAAUUCGCCAGAAUUAACUUCCUUUUUCCUGUUUUAUAGAAAGAAAACUGAGAAACACAACUUAAUCUUUGAUUAGAUCUUUUUGGGCUAAUUUCAAAUCACAUUGGAAGGUUAUACAAAGUCGGUUCUGUAGCUGCUUAUGUCCAGUCGUUUGUACAGAAGAAGAGUUUCUAGUGCAAUUAAUUAAUGAUCGCAAAUAUGGCUUUCCGGAAAAUUCGAUAAUUGUAGCCGUAAGAAUUCACGUAAUUAACGGCAAUGCAUUCCUUGAGGAAUAACGUGAGAAUGAUCCAGCAUAUUUUUAAAACGAAUCAAUAGUAACAUCAAAAUUUUCAAGAAUCUUAACACCCGGCGCUUUAAUUAAAGUAAUAAAAUUAUACCGUGUUUCUUUAGUUUCGGUACAGUUAGUUGACACACUGAAUUUCAAGAUUAUCAAAAUUGCCUUUCUGGAUCAAACUUAAUUGCGGAGUUUAAGAAGUGGUUAAAAUGAAAGUAGUAGUAAUUCCGUACUUGGCUGAUCUCGGAGUGAAGGGAAUUUGGUACAGUGUGAUUCAAAAGUCCUUGUUCACACACACACUACGUGGCGCACAUCACUUGUGUGUGUAAUGUGACCGUAUAACUUUGACAAAUAUUUUGCUUCAUCCAACUUGUGACGUGUAAGAAAGUUCACUACAAAAAAAUAUGUUUGUGUUCUUAAAGGUUAACAGAAACUUUUGAAUCACCCUGAACAGUAAUAUGGCGUUUGCUUAUAAUGUUAAUGGGAUAAUAGUCACUAUUUAUUUACUGCGAUUUCAUGGGUUGUGAAGACAUAUAAUAAUGUGGGUUGUUAUGAACGUUUCGGAAAAACGCAUUGCAUCCAUCUUCAAGGAACCUUGAAGAUUGUGAAAAAAAAUCUUCCAAAACAGUUACUACCUAAAAGACUACGAUGUCACAACUAAGAAGACCAUAAUCGACAUAUCCAUCGCUGUGAGGACCCGUUCAUCUGCGUCCUAAUGACACACCAGUCUUUCAGCGGGAAUGUAUCGGUCUGACUAGCAGUGUGCCACAGUACAAGAUCUCUGAAAUUGAAUGUAACUUAUGCGAAAGAACUAUUCUACUAUACCAUACAACAUCGGCACAAUAACAUUAUUAUUACUGAGUUAUUGUUAUUAAAAUGCAGUAGCAUUGUGAGGUUACUGGUAGAAUUUAACAAGACCUCUCUGAGACCACAAUUUAUCCCUGCAUUCGUUCUUGUUGACCCUGAAAUGGACCUACGACUGAUGUAAAAUUGUGGAAAUCCUGAAAUGUAUGCACUCAUGUAAGUUAUAAGGUAUCUAUGUAACAUAAUUUAUUAUAAUAUAUUUUAAAAAAUAAAAUUUAUUGUGGAG